Molecule: messenger RNA, 4201 nt
Organism: Gigantopelta aegis
Lineage: Eukaryota; Metazoa; Mollusca; Gastropoda; Neomphalida; Peltospiridae
Exons: 9
Coding region: 1-3474 (1157 amino acids)
Biological process (GO): G protein-coupled receptor signaling pathway
Cellular component (GO): membrane
Molecular function (GO): adenylate cyclase inhibiting G protein-coupled glutamate receptor activity
Source: RefSeq, a predicted model, not a curated record
AUGUCGACGCUGUAUCGGGUAUUCCCCUUUACUUCCCAUAACUUCACUGGAGCGUGCAAUGGGGUUAAGGACAAUAAUGAAGAUUUCGACAACGCGGAGUAUUUUUACAAAAUCUAUACAUAUGUAAGAAAACUAGAAGUUAUUUGGUUCACUGUUGCCUUGGUUACAAUCAGCUGCAUUUGCCUGAUCAAGAGUCAAGAGUCCCUGCGAAUGCCAGGUGAUGUCACUAUUGGUGGUCUUUUCCAAGUGAUGGAGUGUCCGAACGACAUCGAACCUUCCUCGUUACAGGUUCUGGAAGCGGUUAGGUGGUUCUUCAAACUGCUCAACAAGAGGAACUAUAUUCCCGGUGUUACCAUAGGUUUCCAUGCAUACAAGACAUGUGGUCAACCAGAACAAGCCAUGCGCCGUGCAAUUGAUCUUUUGGAGUAUUAUUCUAAAGACAAAACUUCAACACUGUUAGGUGUUAUUGGUCCAGAGCUGAGUUCCGAGGUACAGAACGUGUCCAGCUUUUUCUCAUCUCUCCCUCCCCGUGACCGACUACUCCAGCUCAAUCCCACGGCGACAGCAGCGACGCUGGUGAACCCUGUGAAAUACAACAACCUCUACCACUUCAUCCCGAGUGACAGCAUGCAGGUCGAGGUAAUUGUUCAGCUGAUGCUCAAACUGGAGUGGAACUACAUUGAUAUUGUGUUCGAAAGUGGAGCGUAUGGAAGCCAAGGCGCCACAGCGCUGUACGAAAUGGCUACGAAGAACAAAAUCUGCGUGGUCAGGAGUUACUCCUUGCCAUUUGGAGCCAACGAUUAUGAGGCUAUCGACGGGUUUCUAGAAGCCAUAAAUGUACGAGGAGUUGUCUUCUUCGGCAGGUCAAAGUUGGCGCAGAAUCUGCUUGUUCGCUUGGACCAUCGAAGGAAACUGCAGGAUAUAAUUCCCGACAUCGAGUUUAUUUUUUCCGAAACUCUAUCGAUGUCUGUUCAGUCGUUAAAGCACACUUCGGGAAGCAUCAUCGAUGCGGCCAAAGGGUCUCUUGUUGCCAGCCCACCCUACAGAAAUAUCAUCUCGUUUUCUUCAUACUGGAAUAGACUGUUCUCGAACGCUUCCGAGUUAAUGCUGCAAUCGGCAGAUAAUCCAUGGCUAAAGACAUAUUUCGAAUCAUCCACGUCUUGCACUCUGGCUGCCAACACAGACGUUCAACGUUGUCUUAGAGAUUCAAAGAAUGGUAAGCAUGUUCUGGAACAGUCUCUCUAUGUGCAGUUUUCUCUCCUCGCAGCGGCCAGCAUUGCUGAGACGAUCAAGAGAACCCACACACGGGUAUGUGGAGGACUGGCUGGCAUGUGCAACAAUCUGAAGAAUAUCAUCCGAGCAGAUAUGAUCUCCAACAUGGCGGACAUGCGGUUUGAGGUUGAGGAAGAAUUUUCAGACGUAUUCCAAAAUUACAGUGGAAUUACCUUUGCUUUCGCGAAUGGCAGACGAGAAUUGUCAUUGGGAACAAUGAACUUACUUGCAACGUAUGAAGUACAAAAUUUCAUAGACUGUGGAUCUGAUUUCUGUUUCAAAAAGGUAGCUUCGUUCGCGAAUGACAACUUGAACGUGUCCAAAUCCGAUCUGCGAGCAUACACUACAUCAGGUGACGCCAUUCCGGACAACGCUUAUCCUGCAGCCCAGUGUCCCGGUGACUGUACCCAGGACUGUGAGCCACGUGACCUUGAUGAUCACGUGAUCUUUAUUCCCGGAGACGUCUACGUCGUCGGCUUAAUUCCGAUAUAUCGACAAGACGGAAGUGACGCAUUAAAAUGUGGAAUCUUCAAAGACAAAAUAAGUGUCGACCUUGCAGAGAGUUUAAUUUUUGCGAUGAAAUCUGUUAACAGCAACUCCACUCCUUUCCCCGUCAAAUUGUCCAAAAAGGUCGGGCUAAUAGUCCUCAAUACUUGCAACAGUCCGAUGAUGGUUAAGGAGAAGCUACUCCGACUUCAAACAGGACGAAUGAAAUUAGCUAGCGGUGUAAUGAGCUCAAAUGUUUCGGAGCAAAUUAUUGGAUACGUUGGUGCCCUGGGCAGUUCUAUAAGUAUUUCUGCAGCUCAGAUUUUGACACAUACGAAGAACGUACAGAUCAGUUUCUCUUCCACGAACCCAUCGCUCAGCAACAGAGAACUAUAUCCUUUCUUCAUGAGGACCUGCACACCAGACCAGAAGCAAGCCCUUGCUAUCAUAGACAUAAUCAAAAAGCUCAAAUCGGAAUAUAUUCAGAUUGUCCACAGCAACGAGGCCUAUGGCAGAGGCGGCAAAGAGAUCUUGGAGAAAACUGCUAAAGAAAACGAUGUGUGUGUUGUCAAAUCCAUAGAAAUCAGCGAUGUCGUUUCUAGUGGGAUCCACAACAACGUCAUCAACGAGCUGUGGAAAAAUCGAGACGCCAAAGUCGUUAUCAUUUUCGUGCGUUCAGAUCUGGUUGAAAAAGUCAUGGCGGCAAUUUCUGAGCCCAUGGAGGAGGGUGAGUUCUUCUUCAUUGGAUCCGAGACGUGGGGAAGACGGACUGCCAUGCUGUCGAUGCCUAAACUGCGAGGCAGGGCAAUCUCGUUGGCUCAGGAUCUACCAUCUGAUUUUGGAUUUGAUGAAUACAUGCGUAAGACCGAGUUGAAUAUUGUGGACCCCGUGAAUCCGUGGCUGGCGAAAUUUGUCGAGAAGCGAGCCAACUGCUAUCUUCCUUUGAGUUUUUCCAAGAAAGGAAAAACUCCGUGCACGCAAAAAGCCAUAAACGAUGCCAUGCCAGUAGGAAAGAAGAGAGAGCCGUGGGUUCCUUUUGCAAUUGCCGCCUUUUAUUCUUUGAUCCACGGCUACGACAGCGCUCUCCAAGGCAGAUGUGCCAGCGAACCUACAUGCAGCGCGGAUAUCCUGUACCAAGAAAUGUUAGCUACGUCCGAAAUGGAUUGGUUCAACAUCGGCCAGGAUGUGCGGCUCAUCUUGAACACCGGUGACGGCAAUGUCGGCUAUAACAUCCUGUACCUCAACGACGAAAUGGCUUACCAACAGAUUGGGGCAUGGACGGUUAAUCAGUUUAGUUUUGACGAGAGGAACAUAAAGGCAUUGGACACCUUAGCUUCCAGAUGUCCUAACGAAGUACAGUGCAACAGAUGUCAAACAUUUCUGUCAAAAGCAAAACCUGUAGAGGAGAGGACCAACAACCUGCCCCUGAUUGUUGGAGUCUCGGUGGAGGGCCUGCUCAUACUGCUCCUGGGAGUGGCGUGUCUUGUCAUACACUGCAGGUGGAAGGCCAGACACAACCAUUACGUCAACCGUGCGAUGCAGUACAAGAUGACUCCGGAUUACAUCACAGCAGUGCAUAACGAGUCGCCGAUGGAUGCAUACGAUGUAUCACGAAUGUCCAAUUACGACCACAUUCCAGCUGACCUUGUAGAGAUGGCACCACCGCCCUGUGGACCAUCUGGAAGCAUUCAUAGCGAGAACCAUUCUGUUCGUUAACCAUUAUUUUAAGACUGACGCUCCUAUACUUCGUGUAUAAUCCACAGUCAUCACGAAGGAGCUACCAUUCGGCAAACUUACUCAAGUAGCUCCAUUCCUUUUUAAGAUGGACCGUUCCAAAUUAUGCGCCAAAUUACCGCAUGAAAACUUCGCAAUCUUUUAAUAUUUUGGACUAAGGGUCAUUCAAAAUUCAAUAGCACCACGAAUGUCCCCUGGUCAGCCUGCUGGUGCUGUCUUGCACUACCAGCGUCGGCGAUUCUUCGUCCCACCCACCCCAAAUCCUUUUCUGUCUUGGACGGAGGAGCCGGCCUAAGUCGACACCUGCGCCCAUGACAGGCGUGCGCUACCACAGCUGGCACUGAAUGUGCACCUUUAAGCCCUGUGGCCUGACCUGACCACUCAACGCGAACUUACCAACCAAACUCUCUGUACGGAAGAUCGAAAAUUGCCAGAACGAUAGAAAAUGAAGUAUGUAUUAGUUAGAAGCCACUUGGCCAUAUGCUUGCCGUCGGAUACAUUAUAGGGCUAUGAGCCAUGAAGGGAAAACAAAAGUCGGAUGUGUUGAAUGCAAUACAAUGGCAUGAUUUGGCAUCAAUGUUCAGCGCUGGAAUUAAGAUACAUAAUGCUAUUUUACUUUAUUCCAGAGUCUCAUUAUCAGUUAGUAUAAGUGUCGGGUACUCGGGUCCGGGUCGAGUUUGACCUUCGAGUACUCAAAUCCAAUAUUUUG